Messenger RNA from Plutella xylostella (diamondback moth), 1948 nucleotides. It is a transcript of the gene DLDH, whose product is annotated as dihydrolipoamide dehydrogenase. Gene Ontology annotation, molecular function: dihydrolipoyl dehydrogenase (NADH) activity; flavin adenine dinucleotide binding. NCBI's taxonomy places the organism in Eukaryota, Metazoa, Arthropoda, Insecta, Lepidoptera, Plutellidae. Gene Ontology annotation, cellular component: oxoglutarate dehydrogenase complex; mitochondrion. Gene Ontology annotation, biological process: 2-oxoglutarate metabolic process; pyruvate metabolic process. The record is from RefSeq and is a predicted model, not a curated record.
UGUUGACAUUCAUUUGACAUUUGACUUGACGUUUACUGAUAUUUGCAAUUCGCCAGGGUUCCGAUUUCCUUUUUCUUGUGUAUUUCUUAAAAUAUUGCACUAUUCUAGACCUUAAAAUGGGCUAUAAAUUUUUAAAAAUUGCCUCUUCUUCCUUUAAGAGUGGCACAGUUUUGUCCUCAAGGAACUACGCCACCACUCACAAUGCUGACCUAGUAGUGAUAGGAUCGGGCCCUGGCGGCUAUGUGGCGGCGAUCAAAGCAGCACAACUUGGACUAAAAACCAUAUCAGUAGAGAAGGACCCCACUCUCGGCGGGACAUGUCUGAACGUGGGCUGCAUCCCGUCCAAGGCGCUGCUCCACAACUCACACCUGUACCACCAGGCCAAGCACGACUUCAAAAACAGAGGCAUCGAGACAGGAGAGGUCACAUACAACUUCAAAGCUAUGAUGGACUACAAAGUGAAUGCCGUGUCGGCUUUGACCGGAGGCAUUGCUAUGCUCUUCAAGAAAAACAAGGUUGACCUAGUGCGAGGUGUGGGCACCAUUGUGAACCCAACACAGGUCCAAGUGACUGGUGCUAAUGGAGUGGAGACCAUCAACACUAAGAACAUCCUUAUUGCCACCGGCUCAGAGGUCACACCCUUCCCUGGUGUCACUGUUGACCAAACUGCCAUUGUGGACUCAACGGGAGCCCUGGCCCUUCAGCAAGUGCCCAAGAAGAUGCUGGUCAUCGGUGCUGGGGUCAUCGGCCUUGAGCUGGGGUCAGUGUACCAGAGACUGGGUGCUGAUGUCACUGCCAUCGAGUUCCUUACUUCUAUUGGAGGUGUGGGCAUCGACGGCGAAGUCGCCAAGACCUUACAGAAGAUCCUGGCCAAGCAGGGCAUGAACUUCAAGCUAGGCACCAAGGUGCUCGGGAUCAAGAAGGAGGGCGGCGGCGUUAAGGUCGACGUGGAAGCCGCUAAGGGAGGCAACAAGGAGACUCUCGACUGCGACGUGGUACUAGUGUCCAUCGGUCGGCGGCCGUACACCACGGGGCUGGGGCUGGAGAAGGUGGGCAUCGCGCUCGACGACCGCGGCCGCGUGCCCGUCAACAACAAGUUCCAGACUAAAGUGCCCAACAUCUACGCCAUCGGCGACUGCAUCCACGGGCCCAUGCUGGCGCACAAGGCGGAGGACGAGGGCAUCGUCUGCGUCGAGGGUAUCAAGGGCAUGCCAGUUCACUUCAACUACGACGCCAUUCCGUCUGUGAUCUACACCGCGCCUGAGGUCGGCUGGGUCGGCAAGACCGAGGAGGAUCUUAAGAAAGAGGGCCGCGCCUACAAAGUGGGCAAGUUCCCGUUCCUGGCCAACUCUCGCGCGAAGACCAACGGCGAGCCCGACGGCUUCGUGAAGGUGCUGUCCGACAAGGCCACCGACAUCAUCCUCGGCACGCACAUCAUUGGACCCGGUGGUGGUGAGCUGAUCAACGAGGCUGUGCUGGCGCAGGAGUACGGAGCGUCCGCCGAGGACGUCGCGAGAGUGUGCCACGCCCACCCCACAUGCUCGGAGGCGUUGCGUGAAGCGAACUUGGCUGCGUACAGCGGGAAACCUAUCAACUUCUAAGCAUAGAUUUUAUAUGUGUAAUUUGUAAUGUUCAAGUUACCGCCAGGGUCAAAUUAGUCUUAAUUCCGCUCUCAGGAAUCUUGAAUGAAUCUGAUGUGUAUUUAUUUCGGAAUAUAUGAAGGUGUGUAAAGUAGUCCUCCAUCACUGUGAAUAAGCCCUAGUUUCGUCAACACAACCCCUACUUGUAAGUGAUCUUAUAUCUAUUAUUUAUUUAUUGUGUUGAUUUCAUUCCGAUCACCUCUGCCUUCAUAAAACCGCAUUUACCGCAAGUAAAUGUAAUUGUACAUUCGUGUAUUUAUUUUCUUUUGUAAAUAGAUUUACAAGCGAAAUACAAUUCUGUUAAUUUA